CUGCUCCCACGUGUUCUUUCCCAUCUGGCGGCCGCGGCUCCUGUCCUGACCCUGACCCUCCCUCCCGAGGCUCAGCCGUCCCCCAACAACCCCCAGCCUUGUACUGAUGUCGGAUGCGAGAGCCUGUGCUUAAGUAAGAAUCAGGCCUUAUUGGAGACAUUCAAGCAAAGGUUGGACAACUACUUUUCCAGAACAGAAAGGAAACUCAUGCAUCAGAAAAGGACAGAUGCCCAGGAAUGCAAUUGCAGGGUUAUAUGGGAGAUGAAUGUAUAACUUCUUUAGAAACUGCCAAACUCUUUACAUUCCCAACAGGAAUAUAGAGGGUCUGUCACCCAGGCUGGAGUGCAGUGGCACAAUCUUAGCUCACUGCAGCCUCCGCCUCCUGGGCUCAAUCCAUCCUCCUACCUCAGCCUCUCGAGUAGCUGGGACUACAGACUGGAGCGCAGUGGCGCAACCAUGGCUUACUGCAGCCUCUACCUCCCAGGCUCAAAUGAUUCUCCUGCCUCAGACUCCCAGGUGACUAAUAAAGGUACCAGAAGAAUAUGGCUGCACAAAUACCAGAAUCUGAUCAGAUAAAACAGUUUAAGGAAUUUCUGGGGACCUACAAUAAACUUACAGAGACCUGCUUUUUGGACUGUGUUAAAGACUUCACAACAAGAGAAGUAAAACCUGAAGAGACCACCUGUUCAGAACAUUGCUUACAGAAAUAUUUAAAAAUGACACAAAGAAUAUCCAUGAGAUUUCAGGAAUAUCAUAUUCAGCAGAAUGAAGCCCUGGCAGCCAAAGCAGGACUCCUUGGCCAACCACGAUAGAGAAGUCCUGAUGGAUGAACUUUUGAUGAAAGAUUGCCAACAGCUGCUUUAUUGGAAAUGAGGACUCAUCUGAUAGAAUCCCCUGAAAGCAGUAGCCACCAUGUUCAACCAUCUGUCAUGACUGUUUGGCAAAUGGAAACCGCUGGAGAAACAAAAUUGCUAUUUACCAGGAAUAAUCACAAUAGAAGGUCUUAUUGUUCAAUGAAAUAAUAAGAUGCAACAUUUGUUGAGGCCUUAUGAUUCAGCAGCUUGGUCACUUGAUUAGAAAAAUAAACCAUUGUUUCUUCAAUUGUGACUGUUAAUUUUAAAGCAACUUAUGUGUUCAAUCAUGUAUGAGAUAGAAAAAUUUUUAUUACUCAAAGUAAAAUAAAUGGAAAUAUCAUUGA
Pan troglodytes (chimpanzee) is the source of this 1198-nucleotide messenger RNA. It is a transcript of the gene TIMM9, whose product is annotated as translocase of inner mitochondrial membrane 9. The transcript has 8 exons. The record is from RefSeq and is a predicted model, not a curated record. Lineage: Eukaryota; Metazoa; Chordata; Mammalia; Primates; Hominidae. Bases 543 to 812 code for a protein of 89 amino acids.